CUGAUAUCAUAAUCAUGCGGAUGUAGCCAAAACCAUGGCUUCCCCUCCCCUCAUCGGACUCCCGAGAAUCUAUGCCGGCAAGGGGAAUAAGUGCGUCCCUCCGACCAACGACUUUCUCCUAGGGACCUGGCACGUAACCCACUCGAGCCUCCCGCUCUGGAAGGACAAGCGCAACGUCAACAUCACCUACGAGCUGCUGCCCAUCGACUCGUCCGGGGUGAUCAAGCUCAACGACAUUGUUAGGUAUCAAUCGAUCGGCUCUGAGAAAAUCAAGUCCGUCCACGGCGUGGACACGCCAACGCCCGGUGAUCCGGGGGCCUGGGAUUGGCGAGGCAAAGGGUGGCUGAUGAUCGCGAGCUCACACUGGGAGUGUCUUGGCUUCGGUCAUGCGGAUGACGACGAUAGCGACAACCAGUGGAUUGUUACUUUCUUUGCCAAAACCCACUUCACGCCGGCCGGGAUUGACAUCUACUCCCGGAACAAGGAAGGCCUUCCCCAGACCACUGUCGAUGCCAUUCUCCAAGCCCUCCAGGAGCUUAGCGUCAGAGAAAUCUCAGCGCUCGCCAACAGUAUCUUCCAGAUCCCACACGACUAAGAAUAAGAAUACAGGCUAGACUAGCUAGAUGCGAAGCCAGUUACCUAUGUUGCUGCGGUCCGGUCGGUCCACGUGUUAGAGACAUCCACAUCCAUCAUCAUGCUGCUACCUGCCUCAUUCGUGAUUCUUUCUUCGGAUAGAUGGAUACUUGGCGACAAGCAACUUCUGCCGCCUUAUUCUGUUUAUAGUAUACCUACAUCCUUAUAUCCAUUUUGGGAGAUCCAAUUUCCCGGUAACACAUCUACCUACCUAAUCGAGCUCACCUACAUCACCGCCGGUGGUUUAAACUGAGACACGCUCAAUCAUCACUAAAGUACUUACUAGU
This is a messenger RNA of Aspergillus heteromorphus CBS 117.55, 920 nucleotides long. RefSeq lists its product as uncharacterized. Bases 35 to 595 code for a protein of 186 amino acids. The record is from RefSeq and is a predicted model, not a curated record. Lineage: Eukaryota; Fungi; Ascomycota; Eurotiomycetes; Eurotiales; Aspergillaceae. The transcript has a single exon.